Pseudoliparis swirei is the source of this 1808-nucleotide messenger RNA. RefSeq names its product fin bud initiation factor a (gene fibina). NCBI's taxonomy places the organism in Eukaryota, Metazoa, Chordata, Actinopteri, Perciformes, Liparidae. The coding region runs from base 1 to 918 and encodes 305 amino acids. The record is from RefSeq and is a predicted model, not a curated record. The transcript has 2 exons.
AUGAGAUCUAAAUAUUGUAGUUUGUUUGCGACUGACUGUGAGGAGACUCCGGGGACGACCCAGGACACGGUGGAGGGAUUACAUCUCUGUGAACGCCUCGGAAUCCCCCAGAAUGAGCUGGAAAGUGUUGCGGGGGCCACCGGGGGCCCUCCACUAAAAACAAGAGGUCUGCCCCUUUUCGGUGACGGGGGACUCUGUAACUUGAGUCGGGGUGAAAACAGUGCUCUGGAUCUGCCAGUGCAGACGCUGCUCGACAGAGUGAGAGAGGGAGAAAGAGAGAGGAGGUGCACGAUGGAUCCCGUCCCACUGCUGCUCAUCCUAGUCACAUCUUUCCCGUUGUGCUCGGCCGUCUACACCGGGCCCCUCCAACCGGAGAUCUCCAAUGGCACUUUCCAUCACUUCUUUGUCCCGGACGGGGACUACGAUGAGACGAUAGACCCGGAGCAAUGCCAGAUGCUGUUUAAAUUCUCGGACGUGCAUCCGUGCGAGGCCUCCGAAGAGAGGGACUCCGUCGUGAGGGACGACUUCAUCAUCACCAAACUGCAGGCGGAGGACGCGGCGCGGCUGCUGGAGGGCAUCGGCCGGACGGCGGCGCACGACCUGGACGGAGAGGCCGGCUACGGACGCCUCCUCCAGCGGGAGCUGUCGCAGAUCGGCGAGGCUUUUUCGGGCGUCGGCAAGUCGCUGCUGGAGCUUGAAGGGAAGUUUAAACAAAGUCAAGAAACUGAGCUGAGAGAGGAGCAACAGCUGAACGGCAAUAUGAUGAAGCAAGUUAGUGACAUCCGGGGAACUCUGAGGGAAACCACGGAUAUCUCUCUGGGACUGAAAGAUAAACACGAGCUGCUGUCUCUCAUCAUCCGCAGUCACGGCACCAGACUGAGCCGCCUGAAGACCGAGUAUCUGAACGUGGGCUCUUAGUGGGCUAUUGAGUUUGUGUGCGUGCAUGUGUGUGUGUGUGUGUGUGUGUGUGUCUGACCCUCCAGUUCAACAAACAAGUGGAAAGUGAAGUGUGGCUUAUGACUAUCCUUCCUUGAAUAUAUCUGACCUUGUAUAUACCUCCCAGUGGCUAUCCCCAUUCUUUGGACAUGUGUCGUUAAAGCAAGCUCGAACACAAACACCCAGACAUUCCUCUGUGUCAGGGGGGGAAAGGAAAUGUGAACAUGAAUUAUGUCUUUGUGGAGCCCUCUGUGCCACCUCUGAAGAAGAGUUUUAGGAGUGUGAAAAUAAAAGCCUUCAGCUAUUUUUUGGGCUAUAUAUAUUUGUGUGUCUGUAUGGUUUAAAUUAUGUCAUAUACAAUUGUUGGUUAUUACUGGGCCAAUAAAUGCUUAUUAUUCAUCACAUAAAACGUGUUCCAUGUUUCACAUGUUUCACACUGCAUAUUUGACUAAUUUGUCCUGAGAAACACACACUGCCAUACCGUGGUGUACUUUACAACCAUCUCCCUUCUUUGAAGCUUGCGGUUUGCAUGAAUAGAAAAAAACUUUAAAAAUCUGAACUUUUGAUUGAUCGCAGUCUUGUCUUUACGUCACUGUGUUUUGUUGUCGGCUCUAUGAGUGGCAGACUCAACCGUCCUGUCAAGUGGCUCUGGUUAAUUGGCUUCUACGGUUGCCUCCCAUUUCCAUCUGGAAGUCAUCUCCUCAAGUAUGAAGUGUGUUUGUACAAAAGCGACCUCAGUUGUCAUUAUCUACUCUUUUGUCUUUUAUGAUCUUUAAUAUUUGUGGUUUAUAUGAAAUGUGGGGUUUUGGAUGAUGUCAUUUUACUCAAAAAUACUUACAAAUGACAGCUUGUUUAAAUCUUGAAGAAAUAUA